Molecule: messenger RNA, 2575 nt
Organism: Perca fluviatilis (European perch)
Lineage: Eukaryota; Metazoa; Chordata; Actinopteri; Perciformes; Percidae
Product: E3 ubiquitin/ISG15 ligase TRIM25-like
Exons: 12
Coding region: 154-2346 (730 amino acids)
Molecular function (GO): zinc ion binding; protein binding
Source: RefSeq, a predicted model, not a curated record
ACGUCACAAUUACAAGACACCGGGUUGCGACAUCGCACCAGCUGCGCUCAGCACCGCUGCGGGACAGACGGUAAGCCGAACGUCGAGUUGGAGUGAGUGAGAAGUUGAACUAGCUACACACCCGAGGAUUUAAGCGUCCUCUGACGUUUCAUCAUGGCCGAGAUGGCCGAGAGUCAGUUUUCUCUGAUGAGUCUGGAGGAUGAACUGACCUGCAGCAUCUGUCUGAGUCCCUUUGACUGUCCGGUGACCAUCCCCUGCGGACACAACUUCUGCCAGGACUGCCUGCUCGCCACCUGGAAGGACUCGUACAGCUGUCCUCAGUGCCGGACCCUCUUCGCCACCAAACCGGAGCUGAAGAAAAACACGGUCCUCAGCAGCGUUGUGGAGACUUUCAACUUGAGGACGAGCAAGAGCGAGACCGGCCUGAAAGAAACGUCCGAGGAGACCAAUGAAGCCGCGAAAAAACACAAUGUCAUACGUUGUGAUGCAUGUAUGGAAGCAGAAGCGUCCCAGACCUGCCUCACCUGCAUGGCCUCUUUCUGCGAGGAACACCUGCGGCCUCACCGGGAAAACCCAGUAUUUCGUCUCCACCAACUGAUCGAGCCUGUCGGCGACCUGUCGGAGCGCAUCUGCCCGGACCACCACAAGCUGAUGGAGCUCUUCUGCAGCCAACAUGGCCGGCCAAUCUGCAGCCUCUGCCUCCAGCAGGUCCACAAAGGCUGCUCCUUCAUUUCUCCAGAGGAGCAGAGGAACAUGAAAGAGUCCGACCUGAGAGGCAAGUUAAGUUUGCUGGACGGGAAGAUUACGAAGAAUGAGAAUGUGUUAUCUCUAAUGGGUGACAUGCAGGACAAGCUAAAGGACUCGGCGACCAACAGGAAGGCUGCUUUGGCAGCUGAGUAUCAGCAGAUCCGUGAUAUGUUGGCUCGAGAGGAGCGUGAUGCUCUGAUCACAGUGGACCGCGAGCUGGAGGGUGGUCAGACCAAACUCAAGGGUCUCGCGAAGAAGUUCACCGAAAACGUUGACACUUUGAGCAAAGCUAGAGAAGAUAUCCACAGUCUGCUGAGUCAGUCCCAAACUCUGGCCUUCCUACAGGCUUCGUUUAACCUGCCCCCGGCCGUCAACUUUGAACCUCACACCCCUCGAAUCAACCUGGACUCCAAGAAGGUGACGGCAGCACAGGCCUUCUCUGCUGCCCUGAAGGAGCAUCUGACAGACCUCCUGAAACAGCCGCUGGACGCCAGACUGCUGAAACUUAAACCAGAUGGGAAAGCAGAUCCUGACUCGGCAUCCGCAACUUCUGGAAGUACUGGAUCCCAGCCGAAAUCUGAAGAACCCAAGCCGGAAAAGCAGAAAAGAGGGCCCAGGUCCCACAGUCCAGGUCGUCCACCCAUCCAGCCAUCAUUCCAGCCAGUUCAUGGACCUGGUUUUGUGGGGCCACAUGGGAACUUCUAUCGACACCAGCAUCCACCUGGCCUUUUCAGGGGUUCUCAGUUUAUGGCAGGACAAAGGCCAGGAGCUUAUCGGGGCUUUACGCCUUUCAACCCUUCCCAGGAAACUGAGCUGAUGUGGACAGAUCAAGGGUUUCAACCCAAAGCAGGCCCAAAGAAGAAACCUCAAAAACAAAAACCUCCCCAAGCCAAAGAGGACAACAUGGGAAAAAAGGAUCAAGCCUGUUCAAUGGAGAACCUGUUGGAGUUCGGUGGGAGCGACGAACCCAGAGGCUGUAUCCUGUAUCCAAAACCAGAAAACCAAGAAACGUCGGACAUUCCCCCAAACAUAACAUCUGCUGAGAAAAGAACUGAGCUUCUGAAAUAUGGCACGAUACUCACUUUGGAUCCAAAGACGGCCCACAAACGCAUCGCACUGAGCGAGGGCUUCACUAAGGCCUCUGUGUCAGACGAGCACGCAAACUACCCCGACUGCCCCGAACGCUUCGCCGUCUGCUCCCAGGUGCUCGCCUCCAAGGGCUUCUCUAGAGGCCGCCACUACUGGGAAGUCCGGCUGAGCAGCAGCAACUUCAUUGGCGUAGGCUUGGCCUACAGCAGCAUUGACCGCAAAGGUCCCACCAGUCGACUGGGCCGCAACGCCCACUCCUGGUGCGUGGAGUGGUUUAACGUCAAGCUGUCGGCUUGGUACAACAGCGGUGAGACCGUGCUGGUCAAUCCCAAUCCAAAGCGCAUAGGUGUGCUGUUGGAUUGUGACGAGGGCACUGCUACGUUCUAUAACGUGGCCGACAGGGCAUACCCCUUCCACUCCUUUGUGUUCCCCUUUGCUGAAGCGGUGUAUCCGGCUUUCUGGAUUUUCUCAAGUGGCUCGUCCAUUUCUUUGUGCAAGCUGCAGGCAUGAGGAGCAUAUGCAAUUUAAUGGCAUAUGCAGGCAGGCAAACGCAUGUAUACAGUCAAUCCUUUGUUCUAAUCGCGAUCAUUAAUGAUGGAAAAGAAUACUUUCCUAGUUGUACUAAGUGUUUAUAACAGCACAAAUGUCAACAUAUUGGAUAUACCCAAGAUUAUUUAAAAAAAAAAAAAAUCACUUUCCAUAUCAACAGACAGUUAUACCUCCAGCUGAAUGCUUAUGG